AUGAGUUUAAACGCUUCAAGUAAUGCCCCUGGUGACGCCCAAAGGUUGAAGAAUGCCUCAUCUGAUAUAAAACAAAUGUUUAAAAAUGAAACAGACUUGGACAUCACUGCUGAACUCAGAAAGAAGCUCCACAGGGCUAAGAAGGAAAAAUUAGAAAUAACAACUAAGCACAAUGCAGAGCUGGCAAGCUAUGAAAGCCAGAUUGCCAAGCUGCGAUCCGAGGUGGAAAAAGGAGAGGCAUUGCGACAAAGUCUGGAAUAUGACCUGGCUGUUGCUAGAAAGGAAGCUGGUCUCGGGAGACGGGCUGCUGAAGAAAGGUUAGCCGAAGCACAUAGGAUCCAAGAAAAACUCUGUGCUCAGAAUGCAGAACUUCAAGGAAAGGCAAAUGAGAUGGAGAAAGCAUUCCAGACUUCCCAGCUGAAGUGGAAAGAAGAAUGCAGAAGAUUUGAACAUGAUUUGGAGGAAAGAGACAAUAUAAUUCAAAGUUGCAAUCGAGAAUAUGAUUUACUUAUGAAAGAAAAAAGCAGACUAGAAAAAACUGUACAGGAAGCGUUGGAAAAACAUCAGCAGGAGAAGAAUGAGAUGGAGUCUCAUAUCAGGGAGACAGCACUGGAGGAGUUUAGAUUACAAGCAGAACAAUGGGAAGCAGAAAGAAGAGAGUUACAAUUUAUAGUACAGGAGCAAGAUAAUGCUGUACAAAAUAUGCACAAGAAGGUAGAAAAAUUAGAAACUGAGCACAUGGACUGCUCUGAUCUUCUACGGCGACAAACAAGUGAACUUGAAUUUAGCACUCAACGAGAAGAACGUCUUAGAAAAGAAUUUGAGGCAACUACUCUGAGAGUGAGGAAACUAGAAGAAAAUAUUGAAGCAGAGAGAGCAGCACAUUUGGAAUCCAAAUUUAAUUCUGAAAUUAUUCAGUUGCGGAUUCGAGACCUUGAAGGCGCUUUGCAGGUGGAAAAGGCCAGCCAAGCGGAAGCUGUUGCAGAUUUGGAAAUGAUCAAGAAUGAAUUCAAAGAAGUUGAAAGUGCAUAUGAGCGAGAAAAGCAUAACGCGCAAGAGAGCUUUGCAAAACUGAGUUUAUUAGAAAGAGAGUAUGUCUCCAAAAACAAGAAACUAAAUGAAGAGAUCGAGGAACAUAAGAAAGUAAUUAUAGACCUUUCAAAGAGACUCCAGUAUAAUGAAAAAAGUUGCAGUGAAUUACAGGAAGAACUUGUAAUGGCUAAGAAGCACCAGGCCUUUCUAGUAGAGACAUGUGAAAAUAACGUGAAAGAAUUGGAAUCGAUCUUGGACAGCUUUUCUGUGUCGGGCCAGUGGACAUCAGGUAUCCACAAGGACAAAGAUAAACCUCCCAGCUUCUCUGUUGUCCUUGAGACUUUGAGGCGUACCUUGACAGAUUACCAGAACAAGCUGGAAGAGGCGUCUAAUGAGCUAAACAGCAUGAAUGAUGCUAAAGAAAAGGCAUCGGGUGAACUUGAUUCUACCAAACAGAAGAUAGAGUCUCACACUAAAAAUAUAAAGGACCUUCAGGAUAAACUGGCUGAUGUGAGUAAAGAGUUAAGUCAUUUACGCACGAAAUGUGCAGACAGAGAGGCUCUCAUAAGCACUUUGAAAGUGGAACUACAAAAUGUGCUGCACUGUUGGGAGAAAGAAAAGGCUCGAGCAGCCCAGUCGGAGAGUGAACUGCAGAAGCUUGCCCAGGCUUUCCAGAAGGAUACUGAGGAGAAGCUAACCUUUCUUCAUACCUUAUAUCAGCACUUGAUAGCAGGCUGUGUGCUCAUGAAACAACCAGAAGGCAUGCUGGAUAAAUUCUCUUGGACUGAGCUUUGUGCAGUCUUGCAGGAGAAUGUUGAUGCCCUGAUCGCAGACCUCACCAGGGCUAAUGAGAAGAUAAAUCACCUGGAGUAUAUCUGUAAAAACAAGUCUGAUACGAUGAGAGAACUUCAGCAGACCCAGGAAGACACUUUUAACAAAGUGGCGGAGCAGAUCAAAGCCCAGGAGAGCUGCUGGCACAAACAGAAGAAGGAACUGGAACUGCAGUACUCGGAGCUCCUCUUGGAGGUGCAGAGGAGGGCACAGAAAUUUCAAGAAAUUGCCGAAAAAAAUAUGGAAAAAUUGAAUCGUAUUGAGAGGUCCCAUGAGCAGUUGGUUCUUGAAAAUUCACGCUUCAAAAACAUGUUAUCGCAGACUCGGAGGGAACAAACAUCGUUGCUGGCAGCCUGUGCGUUGAUGGCUGGUGCCUUAUAUCCUCUCUACAGCCGGUCAUGUGCCUUAUCUACACAGAGAGAUUUUCUCCAGGAGCAGGUCAACACCUUUGAGUUGUUCAAACUGGAAGUUAGAACUCUAGCCCAGGCUUUGUCAAGUGUAGACGAAAAGAAGCAAGAGGAAGCCAAGAUGAAGAAAAAACCAUUCAAAGGAUUGAUACGUGUAUUCCGGAAAGGUGUUAUUGCCGUUCUGGCAGCAAAUAGGCUCAAGAUUUUGGGCCAGUCAUGUGCCUCUCUUUUUACCUGGAUGGAAAGUUUCAAAGAAGGCAUAGGCAUGUUAGUGUGUACAGGAGAGCCCAAAGACAAGCAGAAAUUUCCGAAGCAUCAGAAGGAGCAGUUACGUUGUUUGCAAGCACUCAGCUGGCUUACCAGUUCAGACCUUCUAGCAGCAAUAGUCACCUCUAUGGCUGAGUUACAGGAAGUCAUUAGUAAAACAGAUCCAAAUUCCAGAAUCUGUGGACAUUUACUCAUAGGUGCAGCCAAGAGUUCUUUUGCAAAACUCAUGGAUAAAGUUAGUCUGGCAAUGGAGAGUAUACCUUUACAUAGUGGCAGGAGUAUUACAUACAUAGAAAAAGAUUCUCUGGUUCAGCGGCUGGCUCGUGGACUUCAUAAAGUAAACACGCUGGCCCUGAAGUAUGGUCUCCGCGGCCAUGUGCCCAUUUUGAAAAGCACGGCGUCAUUACAGAAGCAAAUACUUGGAUUUACACAAAGACUACACGCGGCAGAAGUGGAGCGCCGCUCACUGCGCUUGGAGGUCACAGAAUUCAAACGCAGCGUGAAUGAGAUGAAAAAGGAGCUUGACAAAGCCCAGGGUCUCCAGAUGCAAUUAAAUGAAUUUAAGCAGUCUAAAUUGAUCACCCAUGAGAAGUUUGAAAGUGCAUGUGAAGAACUGAAUAAUGCAUUACUUCGGGAACAACAGGCCCAAAUGCUACUGAACGAGCAGGCACAGCAGCUACAGGAGUUGAAUUACAGACUUGAACUGCAUUCCAGUGAGGAAGCUGACAAAAACCAAACUCUGGGAGAAGCUGUUAAGAGUCUCUCCGAGGCAAAGAUGGAGCUGAGAAGAAAAGAUCAAUCUCUGCGUCAGCUCAAUAGACAUCUCACCCAGCUGGAGCAGGACAAGCGUCGGUUGGAGGAGAGCAUCCGCGAUGCGGAGAGCGCCCUCCGCAUGGCAGCCAAAGACAAAGAAUGUGUUGCUAAUCAUAUGAGAACAAUAGAAAAUAUGCUUCAUAAGGUCAGAGAUCAGAUCUCGCUGUCACGGACUGCGGCAAGUAGGAAUGACUUCACCCUGCAGCUACCCAGACUGCACCUGGAGACCUUUGCGAUGGAGGGGCUCAAGGGCGGGCCAGAGGUGGUAGCAUGCCAGGCUAUGAUUAAAAGUUUCGUGGAUGUCUACCAGCUUGCAAGUGCUAGAAUUGCUACAUUAGAGAAGGAAAUGACAUCUCAUCGAAGUCACAUUGCAACGUUGAAGUCAGAACUUCACACGGCUUGUUUACGAGAAAAUGAAAGUUUACAAUCAGUAGGAUCACGAGACCAUUCAAAUCUCUCCAUUCCUUCAAGAGCUGCUCUUCCUGCGGACACAGUUGGUGUGGGGGAUUUUUUGCCUUUGCAAGCUGAACUGGACACAACUUACACUUUCUUAAAGGAGACAUUUAUAAAUCCUCUGACGUCAUCUCACUCCUCUUCAGCGACUAUGUCUGCCAAUGCCAAACGACCAACUCAGAUUGGAUAA
Molecule: messenger RNA, 3993 nt
Organism: Enhydra lutris kenyoni (northern sea otter)
Lineage: Eukaryota; Metazoa; Chordata; Mammalia; Carnivora; Mustelidae
Product: coiled-coil domain containing 171
Exons: 25
Coding region: 1-3993 (1330 amino acids)
Source: RefSeq, a predicted model, not a curated record